Messenger RNA from Coccidioides immitis RS, 1389 nucleotides. RefSeq lists its product as uncharacterized. The coding region runs from base 1 to 1389 and encodes 462 amino acids. The record is from RefSeq and is a predicted model, not a curated record. NCBI's taxonomy places the organism in Eukaryota, Fungi, Ascomycota, Eurotiomycetes, Onygenales, Onygenaceae. The transcript has a single exon.
AUGCUAUCAUUUCUCCCAGACGAUAUCCUCAUCCUCGUCGCCCUCCAAAUCCGCCAACAUGAGAGUCUUUUAAGUCUUGUUCUUUGCUGCCGCCGCUUUCAUUGCCUCCUGCUUCCUUAUCUCUACAGGUCUCUGUCGCUCAUGAACCUUGGUGCGCUCGACAGGCGCCCCUCUCAACUGAGCUCUUUUCUUGAGCUCAUCCUUCAAGAUACCCGAUUGGCAUCAGCGGUGCGGGUCUUAGCCAUUGGCUCACCUUUUGGGUAUGGAGGCGUGGCUGAAUCAACUACCCUCUUGCCUCUUACCCGGUCAGCACUAUCAGGUGUCUGUCAUCACCAGGGAGAACAGGAUCAGUGGAGUGAAGACCUCUUGGGAAGCAUCAAUGAAGACCCGUGGAUCGCCUUGAUCCUAACACAACUCUGUAACCUCAAAGAAUUAAAAGUGAACGUCCGCCAUGGCGCAAAACAUUUUGAUAGGAUAGUGGGGCGGGCCAUCAGCAGAGAGAAACCGUUCCUAGAGAAACCUAUCUUCUCAUCACUGUCCCAUAUUUCCAUCUCGUGGUACGAUGUAGACGAGGGAGGUCUCAGGCUAUACCGCGUCUUGCCGUUCUUGAAGCUUCCAUCUCUCCGCAGCUUUCAUGGCGGCAUGAUCACGGAAGAUUACCCCGUCGAGGACGACCUCUGCGAAACUGAUUCUGUAGGCGAGGUCGAUAGUCCGCAGAGCGAGAAGCCUUUGCUCCGCACCUCGAAUGUCACAGAGAUCGAGUUUUCUGCGAGCAAUGGCAAACGAGGCAUGUUCGAUGCAAUCUAUUCUUGUGCACGCCUUGAGUUAUUUAAGUAUGAACAUGCCGACGGAGGAGUUCCUGGAGACUUCUUUGACCCAUGUGCAUUUCGUACGUCUCUUGAAGGGGCAAAGUCAACCCUCCGAAGUCUCUGGUUAGAUUACGAUUCCCGCCAUUAUUCCCUGUGCACUGAAUCCGAGGAUAGGUACUUCGGAUCUCUGGUCGAGUUUACAGCACUGAGGAACGUUCAUCUCAGGUACACCCAACUCCUCGAUAUGGGUAUUGAUGCUAUCACCCCGCCAGCCACCCCUCUAACGGACACUCUUCCAUUUACGCUUGAGACUUUACGCAUUGCAGAUUGCUUUGAACUUUUACUUCCAAUUCUCGUGUCGCAACUUCAUAUGGUAGUUGCCAACCGACAAGAGCGGACGCCUAAUCUUGUUGAGAUAGUACUUCGAGGUACAUUCGGCGAUCGGGAGGCUCCCCAGGACCACUCUACUUGGCCGCGAGUUUACAAGAUCAAGCAAGGAGUCUAUGGGGCCACUGGAUCCCUCCGGGCAUCAUGUGAGGAAUCCGGUAUCAGAUUUCAUAUUGAGGAUAAUCCUAAUUGA